This is a messenger RNA of Triticum aestivum (bread wheat), 1578 nucleotides long. RefSeq names its product protein SMAX1-LIKE 3-like. NCBI's taxonomy places the organism in Eukaryota, Viridiplantae, Streptophyta, Magnoliopsida, Poales, Poaceae. The transcript is spliced from 3 exons. Bases 67 to 1578 code for a protein of 503 amino acids. The record is from RefSeq and is a predicted model, not a curated record.
UACACGUCUACACCCGAAGAGUACGUAGAAGUAGCUAGCUAGCGCGCGUGGGACGAUCGGUCUAGCAUGCGGGUCACCGGCGGGCAGGAGCACGCGCUGGGGGAGGAGGCGGCGGCCGUGGUCCGGCAGGCGGUGAGCCUGGCGAGGCAGCGGGGCCACGCGCAGGUGACCCCUCUCCACAUCGCCAGCGCCAUGCUCUCGGCGUCCCCGGCAGCGGCAGCCAUCCUCCGCGCCGCCUGCGCCAGGUUCCAGUUCCAUUCGCUGCAGCAGCACAACGCGCUCGACCCCCGCCUAGACGUGGCGCUCGGCCGCCUCCCCUUGGCCAGGCCAGCGUCCGUGGUCCACCACAGUGGCGACCGCGUCGAGCCGGCGCCGUCGAACGCGUUCCUUGCCGCGCUGAAGCGGGCGCAGGCGCACCGGGGGCGCAGGGGCGCCUUGGUCGGCGAGCUCGAGCAGCUCGUCCUCUCCAUCCUUGACGACCCGAGCGUGGACCGUGUCAUGCGCGCGGCCGGCUUCUCGAGCUCCCAGUCCCAGGCCGGGGCCAGCGUCGUGGGCGCCGCCAUCUCGUGGGAGCAGCCGAUUAGGGCAAGUUGUGACGUCCCGAAACUCCAGCCAUCGGUUGUCGCCCACGUCGUCCCGGACGGAAGUGAAUGUCAAGCUGGCAAAGCAAAAUUAGGAACAGCGCAGACGGCUUUCUUAUGCGGCACCGAGGUGGUCGCAACGACGGCGAUCCUGCCUCCAUGGCUCCACCGCUACAAAUGUACAAAAUACACCAGUACAACGUACUGCGGCGCCAGUCUUCAAGCAAACUCUGCUUCCCGCCGGCCGAAGUUCACGGAGCUCACCGCGCAAAAUUUCAAGAUCCUGUGCGACGCGCUCGAGCUGCGCGUUCCGCGGCACGCGAAUAUCAUUCCCGGCAUAUCGAGCACAGUGCUUCGGUGCCGGUCGGGCGUGACGAGGCGGAGGGCGGGCGUAUGGCCGACGACCUGGCUGCUCUUCCGAGGAAGGGACAGCGGGGGCAAGACGGCGGUUGCUCGGGAGCUCGCGAGGCUCGUGUUUGGCUCCUAUGCCGAGUUCACCACCCUGCAGGUUCAGGGUAACCCCGACAUCCCGGCACACACCGGCAAACUUGCCCUCAAGAGGCAGAGACCACCGGACAUCGACGGAGACGGCAAUGGUGGUGACGUCGGGGCGAGGCUGUUUGAAGCUAUCGCGGAGAACCCUCACCGCGUCAUAUUGAUCAAUGGCGUCAACCGACUGGAUGGCGAUUCGGAAAUGCGCAUCAAGAAUGCGACCGCGGGAGUAACAAUGGCGAGGGGAUGCAACGACGACGUGGUUGGUUUGGAGGAUGCCAUCGUGGUGAUGAGCUCUGACGUGUUUGACUCGAGGUUUGGGCCUUCCGCUUCCUCCCCACGGGUGAAGCGACGACGUAACAACACGGACAUGGAAGUGAGACCACGUCGUGGUCCUUGCUGGGAUCUGAACGUUUGUGCAGUGGACGGGGAAGAGGAGGAAGACAGUUUGGCUCAUGAUGAGGGGGUCAUAAGUGUCGUCGAUGGUGUUUUCCUUUUCAAUUAG